GCAACAAAACAAAACCAGCUCCAGCCCAUUAAGCACUUAUUUUCUCUCAGCCCUCAGCCCUCAGCUCUCUCUCUGCUCUGCUGUCCAAUAUCACUGGCCGGGAAAAUUGUACUCGUCUCCGAGGAGUGCUCCUAGCACUGUCCUUCAUAUUUUGCUUCAAUUUUUGCAUGCAAUAAUAUUAUUAAUUACGUAAUUGCACCGCCCGAUCGAGUAGUAGUAUUAAUUAAGGGUACGUAUUUGGGGUUCUUGAUGCUUAUUGUAUCGCCUUUGAGGGAGCAACACAAGGAUGAAAACCGAGGAGGAGACCAGAUGGAGAGUUUCUCAAUCGGCGCCAACGUGGUGGACUUCUCGGAAUUUUCCGGGGGGAACUUGCUUGACAGCAUCGACUUUGAUGACCUCUUCAUUGGGAUCGACUCCGAGAUGGAUGUGCUGCCCGAUUUGGAGAUGGACUCGGAGAUGCUGGCUGAGUUUUCCGUCAGCGCUGGAGAAGAAUCAGACUUUAAUACAUCGCCGGUAUCAGUUGAAAAAUGGGAGGAGGAUAAUAAAGCCAGUACCGCAGAAGAAAGAGAAGACGAUCAUCAUCAGAAGGUGGAUUCUUCGGGUUCGGGGACUACAGAAUUCAAGUACUCGAGCUCCGAUAAUAGUACGCAUGGAGGAUGUGGAGGAGGAGAGGAAAUUGUUAGUAAAAGAGAUGAAAUCGCAGGAGCAGUCAAUAAGAAUACUUCAUCGUCCCCGAAAGAAACUACAGAUAAAGCUCGGAAGUCAUCAUCAUCCAGUGCACAAUCCAAGAGUUCUCACGGGAAGCGGAAAGUUAAGGUGGAUUGGACGCCAGAACUGCACAGGAGGUUCGUGCAAGCAGUAGAGCAGCUAGGGGUGGAUAAGGCAGUGCCUUCUAGGAUUUUAGAGCUUAUGGGAAUAGAUUGUCUCACUCGCCACAAUAUUGCAAGCCACCUUCAAAAAUAUAGAUCACAUCGGAAACAUUUGCUAGCCCGUGAAGCUGAGGCUGCAAGCUGGACCCAGAGGCGGCAGAUGUACGGUUCAGCUGCUGCUGCUGCAGGCGGUGGAGGAGUAGGCGUCAAGAGACCUUCGUCCGAAAUGGGUCCUUGGCUUGCACCACCCACCAUGGGUUUCCCUCCUCCCAUGACACCCAUGCACCAGCACCACCAUGGCCAUCACCCCCAGUUUAGACCUUUACACGUAUGGGGUCAUCCGACAGUUGACCAAUCCAUGAUGCACAUGUGGCCCCCUAAGCACCUUGCUCCCUUCCCAUCCCCACAACCACCGCCUUCUUGGCCUCCAGCUCCUCCACCACCACCGGACAAUUCAUAUUGGCACCAUCACCACCAGCGUGUUCCUGCUAAUGCAGUACUGACCCCAGGAACGCCGUGCUUUCCGAGGCAAAUGACUACAACUCAUACUCCUCCUGCGACGAGAUUUCCCGCUCCACCUGUCCCAGGCAUUCCACCGCAUCCUGGCAUGUACAAACUAGACCCCGGCGGGCUCGGUGCUCCUGGACAAUCUGGACCCCAUCCGCUUGUUGAUUUUCAACCCUCAAAAGAGAGCAUAGAUGCAGCAAUUGGAGAUGCUUUAUCGAAACCAUGGCUGCCUCUUCCUCUUGGACUGAAACCUCCUUCCACUGAUAGCGUUAUGGGUGAACUACAACGACAGGGAAUUCCCAAAGUACCGCCCUCCUGCGCUUGAACCAGCACCAUGCACAAGUACUAUCUACUAUGUUCCAGACAAUUAAUUACAGAGAUGAUGGAACCCCAAAUUUGACGACAUGUCCUGCGGUCAGAUGUAGCUACCUGCAUCGAUCUCAUCUGCGAGUUUUUCUUCUCUCUUUUUUCUUUUUAGUUGUUACUGUUGAUCCCAUCAUCUUUCCAGCUCUUCCCCAGUUCCCCAUAACUAUGACCAGUACUACUACUACUACUCCUUCAUCGAUCGGAUCCUUCGUCACGUAUAGUUAUAACUUGUAUGAGAACAGCAUCUUCGAUGUAUUACCAUAUA
This is a messenger RNA of Rosa chinensis, 2007 nucleotides long. Its product is annotated as probable transcription factor GLK1. Bases 250 to 1701 code for a protein of 483 amino acids. Lineage: Eukaryota; Viridiplantae; Streptophyta; Magnoliopsida; Rosales; Rosaceae. Gene Ontology annotation, cellular component: nucleus. The record is from RefSeq and is a predicted model, not a curated record. Gene Ontology annotation, biological process: positive regulation of DNA-templated transcription. The transcript is spliced from 6 exons. Gene Ontology annotation, molecular function: transcription cis-regulatory region binding; DNA-binding transcription factor activity.